AUGACCUCUCGAAUUGAGAAAACCAUUGCCCGGCAGCAAGAGAAGAUUGCCUCCGGAGCUUACUACGAAUCCCACCAGCAGCUCCGUGUGAUCGCAGCACGAUAUAUAAAACAGUCCAACUACGAUGCAGCUGCAAAUAUACUAUCCGAGGGUGCUAAGGCACUGCUACAAGCUGGGGCUCAGCAGGGCGCGUCUGCAAGUGGUGGAGAUCUAGCAAUCAUGCUGGUAUUGGAAGUUUACAACAAGGCGGGGUGGGAGGUUGCGGAUGAUGAAGUCGGAAAAAAGAGAAAACAACGACUCAUUGAAUUGCUUCGGGAAUUCCCACCAGAGGAGCCAACUAGGAAGAGAUAUAUAAACGAAAUUAUUUCCUGGAGUUCAAAAUUUGGGGAGUUAGAAAGGGGUGACUCGGAUUUGCACCACUCUAUUGGAUCUGCCUAUGCACAAGAAAAUGAACCAUACGACGCCGAGAAACAUCUCGCUUUCGGGACUGUUGAAUCCGCCGACACUCUAGCAAAAUUAGAGUAUAAGUGGUACACAUAUGACGAGCAGCACACAGCCGGGAUAUACUGCUGCCGCGCUGUCUUCCCUUAUCUUCUCACUGGCAACAUUCUGAACGCGAAUAAGGCCUUCGUGGUAUUUACACAGCUCCUUUCCACAUCGGAGCCUGGUAAGUCCCUCGGUGUUCAGGAAGUAAGCAGCCAGCAGAACGAUGUUCGUGUAUACCCCUCUCUACCUCUGCUUAACUUCACAAACCUACUCCUGCUCGCAAUCCAGCGCGGCACUCCUGAUUUAUUCAGGCAGCUUCUCAAGCAGUAUCAGUCCCAUAUUCAAGAGGCAGGUGAAUGGGACCAUGCUUUGGCCCACAUCGGAGAGCUAUAUUUUGGUAUAAAAAUACCAAAACAGUCAAACCCGUUGAUGGAUAUGAUGGGGAUGUUUUUCGGAGGGCCAUCCAGCCGGUCGAAAUCGAACGAGCAACCCAAGGCCUCUAAGAGAGUGGAGGCUCCACCGUCCCUCGACCUAGAUUAG
Trichophyton rubrum CBS 118892 is the source of this 1026-nucleotide messenger RNA. RefSeq lists its product as uncharacterized. Gene Ontology annotation, molecular function: protein binding. The record is from RefSeq and is a predicted model, not a curated record. NCBI's taxonomy places the organism in Eukaryota, Fungi, Ascomycota, Eurotiomycetes, Onygenales, Arthrodermataceae. Bases 1 to 1026 code for a protein of 341 amino acids. The transcript has 4 exons. Gene Ontology annotation, cellular component: cytosol; TRC complex. Gene Ontology annotation, biological process: protein insertion into ER membrane.